Molecule: messenger RNA, 3916 nt
Organism: Manis javanica (Malayan pangolin)
Lineage: Eukaryota; Metazoa; Chordata; Mammalia; Pholidota; Manidae
Source: RefSeq, a predicted model, not a curated record
GCGGCGGCAGCGCUCGCCGGGGAUGCAGCGGCGGCAGCGGCGCGGAGUCCCCUGCGCCCCGCGGCUCGGCCGGGCUGCGGCAAGGGCGACGGCGCCGCGCGCCGGGUGAGGCCGCCGGGCCGUGCGGCGGAUCUGUGAGUAGAGAGGGAAGAGAGAGAAGAAGCAAAUCCAUAGAACACAACUCCAGACUCCUGCAUCCUGAAAGACGCAGGGACCAGCGAAACGUACGAUGGGACCCCCUGGUCUCCUGCUGUGCUUGCUCUCCGCAGCUGUUUUCUCUCUGCUGGAUGGAAGUCCGGCACUCCUGUCGCACCACCGCCUGAAAGGCAGGUUUCAGAGGGACCGCAGGAACAUCCGGCCCAACAUCAUCCUGGUGCUCACGGACGACCAGGACGUGGAGCUCGGUUCCAUGCAGGUGAUGAACAAGACCCGGCGCAUCAUGGAGCAGGGCGGGGCGCACUUCAUCAACGCCUUCGUGACCACGCCCAUGUGCUGCCCCUCCCGCUCCUCCAUCCUCACCGGGAAGUACGUGCACAACCACAACACCUACACCAACAACGAGAACUGCUCCUCGCCCUCCUGGCAGGCCCAGCAUGAGAGCCGCACCUUUGCCGUGUACCUCAACAGCACAGGCUACCGGACAGCUUUCUUCGGGAAGUACCUUAAUGAGUACAACGGCUCCUAUGUGCCACCUGGCUGGAAGGAGUGGGUCGGCCUCCUUAAAAACUCCCGGUUUUAUAACUACACGCUGUGCCGGAACGGGGUGAAGGAGAAGCACGGCUCUGACUACUCCAAGGCAAUUCAGGGCCCAGGUGGCAGAAACCACAUGACGACACCUCGGAAGCACCCUCUGCUCCCAGCCCAUGUCUCACUCCGCACCGGAUUGGCCGCCAUUACCUCCCAGGCUUGCCUGCCCCUCACCCCAGCGCCCUCCUGCCUGGGGUCCCCGCUCCCCCGGCCCCCAACCCCACUGACAGUUCACCUUCGCAGGAGGAGCCGCACGGCCAGCUCAGUCCCACCCAAGGGAGAAGCCAUGGGGAGAAUAAAAGUAGCGCCGGCUCCUCGGGCGGCUGUGUUAAAUGAGACGGUAGAAGGCGAAGCCCUUGAGCUGUGCCUGCACACGGUCGGUGCUCAGCAGAAGUCAGAGGUCAUCACUGAUGCCACGCCGAGCUAUAACUACGCACCCAACCCCGACAAGCACUGGAUCAUGCGCUACACAGGGCCCAUGAAGCCCAUCCACAUGGAAUUCACCAACAUGCUGCAGAGGAAACGCCUGCAAACCCUCAUGUCCGUGGACGACUCCAUGCAGAAGAUUUACAACAUGCUGGUGGAGACGGGUGAGUUGGACAACACCUACAUCGUGUACACGGCCGACCAUGGCUACCAUAUCGGCCAGUUCGGCCUGGUGAAGGGGAAGUCCAUGCCAUACGAGUUCGACAUCAGGGUCCCAUUCUACGUGAGGGGCCCCAACGUGGAGGCUGGCUCGCUGAAUCCCCAUAUCGUCCUCAAUAUUGACCUGGCCCCUACCAUCCUGGACAUCGCGGGUCUGGACAUCCCCUCAGACAUGGAUGGGAAAUCCAUCCUCAAGCUGCUGGACACAGAGCGGCCGGCGAAUCGGUUUCACUUGAAAAAGAAGAUGAGGGUCUGGCGCGACUCCUUCCUGGUAGAGAGAGGCAAACUGCUUCACAAGAGGGACAGUGACAAGGUGGAAGCCCAGGAGGAGAAUUUCCUGCCCAAGUUCCAGCGCGUGAAAGACCUGUGUCAGCGUGCGGAAUACCAGACGGCCUGUGAGCAGCUGGGACAGAAGUGGCAGUGCGUGGAGGAUGCCACAGGGAAGCUGCAGCUGCGCAAGUGCAAAGCCCCGAUGCAGCUCAGGGGCGGAGCCCUGUCCAACCUGGUGCCCAGGUACUUCGGGCAGGGCAGCGAGGCCUGCCCCUGUGGCGUUGGGGACUCCAAGCUCAGCCUGGCCGGGCGCCAGAAGAAGUUCUUCAGGAAGAAGUACAAGGCCAGCUUUGCCCGUAAUCGUGCCAUCCGCUCAGUGGCCAUCGAGGUGGAUGGUGAGGUACACCACAUAAGCCUGGAUGACACAUCCCAGCCUCACAACCUUACCAAGCGACACUGGCCGGGGGCCCCUGAGGACCGAGACGACAAGGAUGGCGGGGAUUUCAGUGGCACUGGAGGCCUUCCGGACUACUCAGCCCCCAACCCCAUUAAAGUGACACAUCGGUGCUACAUCCUAGAGAAUGACACAGUGCAGUGUGACCUGGACCUGUACAAGUCCCUGCAGGCCUGGAAAGACCACAAGCUGCACAUUGACCACGAGAUUGAAACUCUGCAGAACAAAAUUAAGAACCUGAGGGAAGUCCGAGGUCACCUGAAGAAAAAGCGGCCAGAAGAAUGUGAUUGUCACAAAAUCAGUUCCCACACCGACCACAGAGGCUCCAGUCUGCAUCCUUUCAGGAAGGGUCUACAGGAGAAGGACAAAGUGUGGCUGCUGCGGGAGCAGAAGCGCAAGAAGAAACUUCGCAAGCUGCUCAAGCGACUGCAGAACAAUGACACAUGCAGCAUGCCGGGCCUGACGUGCUUUACCCAUGACAACCAGCACUGGCAGACGGCGCCUCUCUGGACGUUGGGCCCCUUCUGCGCCUGCACCAGCGCCAACAAUAACACAUACUGGUGCAUGAGGACCAUCAACGAGACCCACAACUUCCUCUUCUGUGAAUUUGCGACCGGCUUCCUGGAGUACUUUGAUCUCAACACAGACCCUUACCAGCUGAUGAAUGCAGUGAAUACACUGGACAGGGAUAUCCUCAAUCAACUACACGUACAGCUCAUGGAGCUAAGGAGUUGCAAGGGUUAUAAACAGUGUAACCCCCGGACUCGAAACAUGGACCUGGGACUUAAGGAUGGAGGAAGCUAUGAGCAAUUCAGGCAGUUUCAGCGUCGGAAGUGGCCAGAAAUGAAGAGACCUUCUUCCAAAUCGCUGGGACAACUGUGGGAAGGCUGGGAAGGCUAAGAGGCACAAGGUGGACACCCCCCCCCCCCAAAACAAAGGCAUCAUCACACUGUACAGACAAUGAAAACCAUGGAGUUGUUCAGCACCUCUGCUGUUAGCGAGGAGACCUGAGACACACAGCACUUCCUCUGUCCAUGGAACCAGCAGGAGGAGCAAUGCUUUGGGAAGUCCGUUUUUGCCCCUGCUUUUGCUUUGGAUUAUACUUCACCAGCCACACAAAAUGCACUGUCUUAUCAAAGUGUCACCACUAACCCUCCUUGAAAAGCUCACAAGAAACAGAGUGAGCUUUGCUUAGAAAUUUCCCCCAAGGGUCACUGGAAUUCUUUUUUAAACCACGGGAAAAACAACCCUGUUUUAAAUCCUCUUACUCUUUUGGGUCAUCACAAAGAAGGAACUAAGAAGCAGGAUAGAGGCAACUUACAAGUGCUAGAAAUGGUACAGAGUUUGACAGUGAGUCAGUAGCACAAAAGAAGUGGCAUUUAUCUAGCACUAUAACCCUGCCUGCCUCUGAAGAAAUUGACUUCACUGUAUAUACAUAUAUGUGACUAUUUACAUGUAACCAGCGUGGAAACUUUUAGGGGAAUCUAAUAAGAAAACCCAAUUUUCAAGAGUGGUGGUGUCAAUAAAUGCGCUGUGGCCAGUGUAAAGAAAACCCCUUGCUGUUGUGGACAUUCAUACUCCUGACCAGAUGCCAUUUCUCCCACUCUUCAUGUCCAAGCUGAUAUUUUUUAAAGCACUAAAAAGAAAUGUUGAUGUAUGUCCCAAGUUUUAAUGAAACUGUAUUUGUAAAGCAAUUUUAUAGUCUAAGUAUUGUCAUACAAUGUUCAAAACCCCAGCCAAUGACCAGCAGUUGGUAUGAGGUAACCUUUGACAUUUUGUAAAAGUCCAUUCUUGGGAGUA